AGCUGUUACGAAAUACGCGAAGUGCUAAUACCCCUCUCCUGCUUGUUCUCCCAAGGAAGCAGCACACGCGGGUCCUCAACGUGGCUUUUCGUUUCUGUACGCUUUCCUCCCUCUCCUCCUUCUACAAAGAGGAAAAGCCUAACCGAGCGGUGCAUUGGCGUGCUGACCCCCCCCCUCAAGGUUCAACUUGAAAGCGAAGCAGAUAAAGGACGCUGCGUAGUCAACCGCUCGCCUUUUUUGACGCCUGCACCUUUCCUUCCCCCAUUCCUCCACGGUGAAGGAUGCUCUCGUGUGCGCCGUGGCGUUGCUCGCUGGCCGCGGCCGCGGUAGCCUCGCACAUGCGCAACAGCAGCACUAACCUGUACUGCGCGAUGCGACUCCGCACAUCAGCCACCACACCGCCGCCGCCGCCCGCCACCGUGCCGCCGACGCCGUCGGAGCAGCGCUUAGCGACGUUCAAGCGCUUCUACGAGACGGUCACGCGCUGCAGUACGGCCACGUCGCUCCCCCCUACCCCGCUGGGCCACGGCGGCAGCGAGCGCAUUCUGAACAACGAACUGCUACACGAGUCACCGUGGCAGGCGAGCUGCGUGGAGGUGCGCGAGCGGGUCGUGGCGGAGGAGCGGCGAGUGUUGAGUUACGACAACAUCGACUUCGCCCGCCUGCGCCGCGGAGGCCGCCUGGCCGCGGAGGGCAAUACCCCGCGUCCGUACUCCAACGCGGAGGAUGUGUGGCCGAAAAGGGCGACGCCGCAGGGCCCUGGACUGGACGUUGUGCACUACUACGAGACCUCCUCGGAGGCUGGGCUGGCGGGUUAUCAGCGAAUUGCGAUGCAGGUUCGGAAGGGGGUGCUGCCGGGCUCGUGCACCAACUUCUCUGCGGAGUGCGGCUUUGCGGUGUGGGUUGUGCCGCUCGACCGCUACGCGCAGGCGAUGAAGGCGGUGGGUUUACUGCCCAAGUAG
Messenger RNA from Leptomonas pyrrhocoris, 962 nucleotides. RefSeq lists its product as hypothetical. The record is from RefSeq and is a predicted model, not a curated record. The coding region runs from base 339 to 962 and encodes 207 amino acids. NCBI's taxonomy places the organism in Eukaryota, Euglenozoa, Kinetoplastea, Trypanosomatida, Trypanosomatidae. The transcript has a single exon.